UGAGACCACUAACAGUGGAGAUAAAGAAGCCCAUAGAGAUUGGCGAGGGCGGAGUCCUAACAGCCGAGCGGCGCUACGAGGUGACGUGCGAGUCGGCCGGCAGCCGGCCGCCCGCCGUCAUCACGUGGCACAAGGGCAAGCGGCUGCUGAAGAGAAUUACGGAAGAGCACAGAAACAACCUGACGGUGAGCGUGCUGAGCUUCGUGCCGACGCUGGACGACGACGGGAAGCCCAUCACGUGCCGCGCCGACAACCCCAACGUCACCUCGCUCUCGCUCGAGACCUCGUGGACCAUCAGCGUCGUCUACCCGCCGGUGGUGUGGCUGCGGCUGGGCAGCUCGCUGGCGGAGGGCGACAUCAAGGAGGGCGACGACGUGUACUUCGAGUGCCACGUGCGCGCCAACCCCGCCGUCCGCAAGCUGUCCUGGCUGCACGACGACCGGCCGCUGGCGCACAACGCGACGGCGCGCGUGUUCCACAGCAACCAGAGCCUCGUGCUGCAGAAGGUCACGCGGCACAGCUCCGGCCGCUACGCCUGCUCCGCGCUCAACGCCGAGGGCGAGACCGUCUCCAACGAGCUGCACUUCAGGGUCAAGUACACCCCGUCGUGCCGCAACGGCGGCGUGCACGUGGUGGGCGCGGCUCGCGGCGAGUCGGUGGUGAUCGUGUGCGAGGUGGACGCCGACCCGCCCGCCGCCGUCUUCAAGUGGAAGUUCAACAACUCCGGCGAGACCAUCGACGUGGCCGCCGACCGCUACACCUCCAACGGCAGCGCGUCUAGCCUCAAAUACACUCCAGUGGCGGACUUAGACUAUGGCACUCUUUCGUGCGCGGCCGCCAACGAGGUCGGCACACAACUCACGCCCUGUGUCUUCCAGAUGGUCGCUGCUGGCAAGCCGCACCCGCCGCGCAACUGCUCGCUGUGGAACCAAACGGCCGACUCGGUGGAGGUGUCGUGCGUGGCGGGCUUCGACGGCGGCCUGCCGCAGAAGUUCCUGCUCGAGGUGUACAACACCGACAGCAGUAAACCGAGGGUGAACCUGACGUCGGAGGAGCCGCUGUGGACGGUGCGCGGGCUGGAGUGGGACGUCCGCUUCCGACUGGUGGCGGUGGCGGUCAACGCCAAGGGCCGCUCGCAGCCCGCGCGCCUAGACGACUUGCUCUUCAGGGAUCCAGAAAAACGAACAGCAUCGGAGGCGCCGCUGGGCGUGGGCGGGCUGGUGGGCGCGGCGGGCGCGGGCGCGGGCGCGGUGUGCGCGCUGCUGGCGGGCGCGUGCGCUCUCGCGGCGACACUCGCAAUUGAAAACACGCCGCAAGUGCGACCGCGAGCGGAGCGACGUCGCAAGGGCGACCGCGAGCGGAGCGACGUCGCAAGGGCGACCGCGAGCGAAGCGAUGUCGCAAGGGCGACCGCGAGCGGAGAGACGCCGCAAGUGCGACCGCGAGCGGAGCGACGUCGCAAGGGCGACCGCGAGCGGAGAGAUGCCGCAAGUGCGACCGCAAGCGGAGCGACGCUGCAAGGGCGACCACGAGCGGAGAGACGCCCCAAGGGCGACCGCGAGCGAAGAGACCUCGCAAGUGCGACCGCGAGCGGAGCGACGCUGCAAGGGCGACCACGAGCGGAGAGACGCCCCAAGGGCGACCGCGAGCGGAGAGACGUCGCAAGUGCGACCGCGAGCGGAGGGACGCCGCAAGGGCGACCGCGAGCGGAGAGACGCCGCAAGUGCGACCGCGAGCGGAACGACGCCGCAAGGGCGACCACGAGCGGAACGACGCCGCAAGGGCGACCGCGAGCGGAGAGACGCCGCAAGCGAGGCGGCCAGCGCGCCCAGCGUGGCGGCGGCGUCGCCCGCGCGCGCCGCGCCUGCGCCGCUCACCACGCCGGCGUGCAACGGGCCGGGGCCGGGACCGGGACCGGGACCGGGACCGGGGCCAGGCGCGUCGUGGACGUGGGGCGCGCGCACGCGCGAGACGGCGCGCGACGCGGCGGGCGCGGGCGCCACGCGGCUGCUGGGCCGCAGCGCGUCGGCCACGCUGCGCGCCGCGCCCGACCUCAACGUGGACGCCAUCAAGGAGAAGCUGCUCGACCACCGGAUCCCCGAGUCCUGCGUCUAG
Ostrinia furnacalis (Asian corn borer) is the source of this 2114-nucleotide messenger RNA. It is a transcript of the gene side-II, whose product is annotated as sidestep II transmembrane protein. The annotation marks the transcript as partial. NCBI's taxonomy places the organism in Eukaryota, Metazoa, Arthropoda, Insecta, Lepidoptera, Crambidae. Gene Ontology annotation, molecular function: protein binding. The transcript has 12 exons. The record is from RefSeq and is a predicted model, not a curated record.